Seriola dumerili (greater amberjack) is the source of this 8868-nucleotide messenger RNA. Its product is annotated as neural-cadherin-like. NCBI's taxonomy places the organism in Eukaryota, Metazoa, Chordata, Actinopteri, Carangiformes, Carangidae. Gene Ontology annotation, molecular function: calcium ion binding; cadherin binding. The record is from RefSeq and is a predicted model, not a curated record. Gene Ontology annotation, cellular component: plasma membrane; adherens junction; catenin complex. Gene Ontology annotation, biological process: calcium-dependent cell-cell adhesion; homophilic cell-cell adhesion; multicellular organism development. The transcript has 37 exons. The coding region runs from base 1 to 8868 and encodes 2955 amino acids.
AUGAUUUGGGUCGCGUUUUUACCCUUUUUGGUUUGGUGCGCACUUGGGAACAGGACCAUGGAGCAGGUGCCGUUCUUUCACGGGCAUGUGUUUGAGAACUCGUCUCCGGGCUCCCGGGUCAACGGACUGAGCGUCCCGUUGAAACGGCUCAACUCGCAGAGACUGUGCGGUACUGAGGGAACCGGCUCAGCGUCAGCGCACUUUAAACUCUUGGGGGACGGGAGCGAGAAUUUCCGUGUCUUUGCGCACAACAAACGGGGGCAUAUUUUACUUAAGACUUCUGGGGUACUGGACCGGGAGGAGCGGGACGAAUACGCACUGGGUCUGGGUUUGUGUUGCGGGCAAUGCGCGGGACUCUCCCGGGAAGAGGUUGAGGAGUCUCCGGUAGUAGCUGAGGUGGCGUCCAUCAAGGUGGACGUACUGGACACCAACGACCACCAGCCCACCUUCCUCGGUGCCGAUGUGAAGCUGAGCCUGGAUGAUGCCACUGCGCUCCGCACGGCGAUCUACACGGUCACCGCGCGGGACGGUGACAGCGGCAAGAACGCGGAGCUCAUUUACUUCGCGCUGCCCAAAAACGGGAGUUUCUACGCGGUGCCCAAAACUGGCGACAUCCUCCUGGUGGACUCCAUCCUCGGUCUGGACGAACCGAUUAAGUUUAAAGUGUUUGCCCGGGACCGCGGGUGGCCACCUCGCACGAGUCAGAGCAUAACAGUGGAGAUCAAGCCAAAGCAAUGGCCCAUGACGCCCUCGCUAAACUCCCAACCGGGGAAACGGAAACCUAAAUCGCAAACUAAAGUACAGUCGCGAAGGUCCAGGUCGGUGCUGGAAUCGGACAACCCGGUUUUCAUCAACGUGUCAGAGGAUGCGGGGAUCGGUUCAGUGGUGAUGAACCUGAACCCGGUGAGGUUUCAGUCGGCCACGUUUGAGCUGGUGGAGCCCGACCUGGAGAGCUCGCCGGUCAGCGUGAGCCGGGACAGCGGGGAUAUAGUCAUAUCGCGGAGGCUGGACCGAGAGACUGAGCCGCUGGUGGAGAUCUCCGUCAAAGUUCAGGAUAAAAGAGGUCCAGAGUGGUACUUGGUCAGAGUGGAGCUGACUGUGACAGAUGUGAAUGACAAUGUCCCAGAGUGGAGCAUGGUUCCUGCCCCCUACCUCGCUGUGGUUUCACCUGAUGCCCCUGCGGGCUCGCUGGUCUACAAGCUCCACGCCCAGGACGGGGACGAAGGCAACAAUGGUGAAGUGGAAUACUUCCUGUCUGAUGGUGGUGAUGGUCGUUUUGAGGUAGACAGGAAGAGCGGCCAGGUCCGAACCACAGGCCUCCCGCUGCAGCGAGAUAGGGAGUACCUGCUGACAGUGGUGGCUGCUGAUCGGCUGGGCAGCCGCAGCGCCCCCGCCGUGGUCUCCGUGGUGGCGGGGGCCCGACCGCCACAGUUCACUAACGCUUCCUUCACCAUCGCCAUACCAGAAAACACCCCUGAAGGACAGCCCUUCCUGGUCACACCUGCCGUGUCCUUCCAGAAGAAACCAAUCAGCUACAGCCUCCUCAUCAAUCCCAGCAGCCUCUUCUCCAUCUCAGCGGAGACCGGCGAAAUCAGCCUGACCCGCCCUAUUGACUAUGAGAGCGACCAGCAUCGCUACUUGCUGCUGGUGCGAGCCAGCGAGGGCAUGGAGAGCAUGAGCAGCGCGGCAGAGGUUCGAGUUGUUAUCGUCGAUGAAAACGACUGCGUCCCAGAGUUCCUCCAGUCCAUUUACAGCAAGGACGGCGUGCCGGAGACUGUGACGACAGCGACCUCCCUGCUGCAAGUGUCGGCCAACGACUGUGACUCAGAGGAGAAUGCAGAGUUGACCUACUACACGCUGAGUCAGGACUUCACCAUUUCCCCUCAUGGGACCAUUUUCCCUGCAAGGCCUCUGGACUACGAGAGGCCCAACCACCUGUACGAGUUUGUUGUGAUGGCCAUCGACAAGGGGGAGGUCCCUCGCACCGGGACGACUACAGUACGGAUUCGGAUGGCUAAUGUCAACGAUGAGGCGCCUGAGUUCUCCCAACAUAUAUAUCGGACCUUCGUCUCAGAGGACGCGGGGCCCAACACGCUUGUUGCCACGGUGCUGGCGAAGGACCCCGAUGGGGACGGGAUCACAUAUAAGAUCACCACAGGAAACGAGGAGGGCAACUUCGUCAUUGACAGCCAAAAAGGCUUAAUUCGUUUGCGCUCCAGCCCACCCCCUCGCCUCCAGGGUGUAGAAUAUGUCCUCAAUGUUACAGCAACGGAUGACAAUGCCUCAGGCGGACCUCAGGCAUUGUCAUCAACUGCCCAGGUCGUAGUGGGAGUGGACGAUGUGAAUAACAACAAGCCCGUCUUUGAGAAGUGUCAGCAGUACCGAGAGAGCACGUCAGUCCUGGAGAACCAGCCAGCGGGGACGUUCGUUCUGCAGGUUCAUGCUGUGGAUGCUGACGAGGGCUCCAAUGGCAGGGUCACAUACGGCUUCAUGCACAAAGACUCCACUGUGCCGGCGUUCAGCAUACACCCUGACACUGGAGUAAUUGUGACAGCCAGGAAAUUUGACCGCGAACGCCAACGGGAGUAUGCAGUGACAGUGACCGCCACUGACCAGGCAGCUGACCCACUGAUUGGCAUUUGUCAGCUCAACAUCCUCAUCUUGGACCAGAAUGACAACAGUCCCAAGUUUGAGAACAUCCGAUAUGAGUACUUCCUUCGUGAGGAUACCAUGAUCGGGACUAGUUUCUUGAGGGUGGCAGCUCAUGAUGAUGACUUUGGCACCAAUGCAGCCAUCACCUACUCUAUGUCCAGUGAACAGCCGGAAUACCUCAGGGUCAACCCGCUGACAGGCUGGGUGUACGUCAACCAGCCCAUCUCUCAGAGGAGCUACAUCACCAGGGAAAUUGUGGCUACGGAUGGAGGGAACAGGAGCAGUUCAGUGGAGCUGGCUGUCACCAUCACCAAUGUGAAGAAUCAGCCUCCACAGUGGGAGAAAGACAGCUACAGCGUGGUCAUACCGGAAAACACUGUCCGAGACACACCCAUCGUGACCAUCAAAGCCACAUCCCUGCUUGGGGAUCCCAGGGUGACUUACAAUUUGGAGGACGGUAUGGUUCCAGAGACAAACAUGCCAGUUCGCUUCUAUUUGACCCCCAACCGAGAGGACGGCUCGGCCUCCAUCCUGGUGGCAGAGCCCCUGGACUAUGAGACCACCAGAAACUUCAUGCUGCGGGUUCGAGCCCAGAACGUCGCCGCUGUACCACUGGCAGCCUUCACCAUGGUCUAUGUCAAUGUCACAGAUGUAAAUGACAACGUCCCGUUUUUCACUUCCUCCAUCUACGAGGCCUCGGUCACUGAAGGGGCAGAGUCCGGAACUUUGGUUUUCCAGGUCUCAGCCAAUGACCUAGACUUGGGUCUCAAUGGCAAGAUCUCCUACUCCCUGCUGGAGGAUCGCAGUGGGGACCACCAGUAUUUCCGUAUUGACCCAGAGCUCGGAUUCAUCUACUCACAGACUGUGUUUGACCGUGAGACCAAAAGCUCCUACCUACUGGAGGUUCAGUCUGUGGAUGGCUGGGAGUCGGCACGGCCUGGCAAACAUGGACAGCCCAACUCUGACACGGCAUAUGUUCGCGUUUUUAUCAGUGACGUGAAUGAUAACAAGCCUGCAUUUGCACAGACAUCCUAUGAAGUUGAUGUGGAUGAGGACGCUGACGUAGGCUUUGCCAUUGUCACCGUCAGUGCCAAUGAUGGGGACGAAGGUGGAAACGCCAAACUGCGUUACCAGAUCACUUCAGGGAACACAGGAGGGGUAUUUGAUGUUGAACCAGAAGUGGGUACUAUCUUUAUUGCUCAGACUCUGGACUAUGAGCAGAACAAAAGGUACAAGCUUCAUGUCCUGGCUUCAGAUGGGAAGUGGGAAGAUUACACGACGGUGACGGUAAACGUUGUUAACAAGAAUGACGAGGCGCCGGUGUUUACCGUUAACGAGUACUACGGCAGCGUGACAGAGGAGCUGGAUGGCUCGCCGGUGUUUGUGUUACAGGUAACAGCGUCUGACCCAGAUAAGGAUGCCGACCAGGAGGCCCUGCGUUACUCUCUCCACGGCCAGGGCGCAGAGAGCGAAUUCAUAAUUGAUGAGGUCACAGGCAAGAUCUACGCCCAGCGGACCUUGGACCGCGAGGAGCGAGCCGUGUGGCGUUUUGUCGUCCUGGCCACAGACGAAGGUGGCGAAGGUCUGACAGGCUUCACCGACGUCAUCAUCAACGUGUGGGACAUCAAUGACAAUGCGCCUGUCUUCACCUGCGCCCCCAGCUGCCACGGAGACGUGGCGGAGAACUCUGUAGUGGGGACAUCCGUGAUGGAGAUGACGGCCACGGACCUGGAUGACUCAGCUGUGGGGCAGAACGCUGUGCUCUCUUACAGGAUUGUGGGUAGUUUAGAUGCCACUAACAUCGAGCUAGAAGGAGUGCCGACUUUCUCAGAAAUGUUCACUAUCAACCCCACCACAGGGACAAUCACUGUAGCCAUGGGAGGUCUGGACAGAGAGCAGGUUGAGUCCUACCUCUUGGUCGUGGAGGCCAGAGACGGGGGAGGGAUGACAGGUACUGGAACCGCUACAAUUCAGAUCAAGGAUGUGAACGACCACGCGCCAAGGUUCACUGAUCACUCCUGUCUGGCAAGGAUCUCUGAGAAUGCAGAGCCCAAUGCAGAGGUAUUGGAGCUUGCUGCCGAGGACAGAGAUACUGGAGAAAACGCCCAGCUCACCUUCAGUGUUGUGUCUGGAGACCAAGAGCAGAAGUUCUACAUGGUCAGUCACAAGCAGGAGCAGCGCGGCACCCUAAGGCUUAAGAAACGUCUGGACUAUGAACGACACAGCGAGCAGAGGUUCAACCUCACCCUGAAGGUUGAAGACCUCGACUUUUCCAGCCUUCUGCACUGUGUGGUGGAGGUGGAGGACUACAAUGACCACGCUCCUGUCUUCAUUCCACACUUCCUGUCACUCGCCCCGCUGCCCGAGGACAUCACCGUGGGAACCAGUGUGGCACGUUUGGUGGCCAGCGACUCUGAUUCAGGCCAGAACCGUGACAUCACCUACAGCCUGUCAGAGGACUCCGAUCCCGAGGGGCUGUUCACCAUUGACCAGUCCGGGGUGCUCUCUGUGGCCCGGCCUCUGGAUCGGGAGAGGGUACCCCAGCAUCACUUGGUUGUCAUAGCGACCGAUCAUGGGCUUCCACCUCUAACCGGCAGCGCCACGGUCCAGCUGCCUCUAUUGGAUGUGAAUGAUAAUGGACCAGAGUUUGAGGCCGCGUACUCCCCGAUAGUAUUUGAGAAUGUGGCUGGACCACAGGUAGUAAGGUUGAACCAAACAUCGACCCUCCUCCGAGCUGUGGACCAGGACUCUCCCGAGAACGGUCCGCCCUUUCACUUCACCAUCCCCUCCGAGUAUCGCCACAGCAACGAUUUCUACCUCCAGGACAACCUAAACGGCACUGCCACACUGACAGCCCUGAGAAUGUUUGACCGCGAGCGCCAGAAAGAGUUCCUCAUUCCUAUUAUUAUGAGCGACAGUGGCCGUCCACCCAAAACAGUGACCAGCACCCUGACGGUAACCAUCGGUGACCAGAACGAUCACGCACACGUGGCAGGGGAGAAGAAGAUUUUCAUCAAUAGUCACCGGGGCCGUAUGCCAACCACAGUGCUUGGAAAGGUUUACUCUCCUGACCCUGAUGACUGGGACAACAAGACGUACGUCUUUGAAGGACAUGUGCCAAGUUACUUCAUCCUGAACAAGCGAACAGGUUUCCUGAUCAUCAAGGAGAACGCCCCACCCGGCACCUAUCAGUUCCAGGUCCGUGUGUCCGAUGGAAUCUGGCCGGAUGCUGUCUCCACUGUCACCGUGCAUGUGAGGGAGCUGCGAGACGAGGCCAUCUACAACUCAGGGUCUCUCCGCCUGGCAGACAUCACAGCAAAGGAAUUCAUUGAACUGAGAGGGAAGCAGCGGAGCCGCUACGAGCUGCUGGUGGAUUUCCUGUCCGAGAUGCUCUCUGUUCCACCUGAUGAUGUCAACAUUUUUAGCCUAAUAGAUGUGAGGGAGCGAAUGCUGGAUGUUCGCUUCGCUGUGCACGGUGGCCCGUCCUUCCUCCAGCCUGAGAAAAUGCAUGGUUAUCUGGCUGCCCACAAACAAAAGCUCCAGUCAUUCCUGCAGGUCAGCGUGUCCCAAGUGCGGAUAGACGAGUGUCCCAGCUCAGAGUGCGCCGGGACCGGUGGCUGCACUAACGUUUUGAAUGUGCGAGAUACACCCACAGUGGUGGAUUGUGGGACUAUGAGUCUUGUAUCUGUGACCGUGGAAUCCACAGCUGUGUGCUCUUGCACAGGUAGAGAGCAGUCCCAUCAGCCCUGCGCCGCAUAUCCCAGGAACCCCUGCUUCAAUGGUGGAGUGUGUAUGGACACUCAGCAUGGCUACAGGUGCCAAUGCUCAGCUCAAUUCGAAGGGCCUGAGUGCCAGCAGAACAAGCACAGUUUCCAUGGCAACGGCUAUGCCUGGUUUCCUCCCAUGAUGCCUUGUUUCGAGAGUCAUGUGUCGAUGGAGUUCAUCACGGACGUGGCUGACGGACUGCUGCUGUACAGCGGCCCCUUGGCUCAGCUGCAGGCCUGGGACCACGAGGACUUCAUGGCCAUAGAGCUGAUAGAUGGGACCCCCACCUUGAAAAUCAACCACGGCUCUGGCACAGUGGUGCUACAGUUGCCAGGCAACGUGAACGUGGCAGACAGGCGCUGGCAUCGGCUGGAUGUCCGCAGCAACAGCAAGGAAGUGCGUUUCACCCUGGAUCGCUGUUCAGGGGCAGCGGUGAUGGAAAUGGAGGGUCUGGGCAGCUGGUUGACCACGGAGGACCACUCCUCCUGUGAAGUGACAGGCGUUACACCCAACACUGACAGACACCUGAAUAUGAGCCAGGUCCUGCAGCUUGGCGGUGUCAACGAGGACAUCCCCUACAUCUACCCCCAGCUUCAGCAUAAACACUUCACCGGCUGCAUUCGCAACCUCGUCGUGGAUAGCAAGCUGUAUGAUUUGGGCUCCCCGGCUGAUUCGCAGUCCAGCUCUCCGGGCUGCCUGACCACCGAUAGCAGCUGUGUCAACAUGGGCUAUCCGUCCUGCGGCCACCGGGGUCGCUGUCACGGCGAGUGGGGCUCCUUCAGUUGCCAGUGUGUGCCGGGAUACACAGGAAACCAGUGUGAAGAGGAGGUCCCAGAGUAUUCCUUUGAUGGACACAGUCACGUGCAUUACAAGUUGGCCUCCCCGCUGCCAGCCCGGAAGACAUGGGUCCAAGUCCUGGUUCGAACCCGCAAACACAGCAGCACCAUCCUCAAUCUGAUCUCCAAGGAGCAGAGCGAAUACCUCCGACUAGAGAUCUUCCAGGGCCUCCUCUGUGUGUUCUACAACCUUGGUGAUGGGGACUACAACCUAACCCUGCCCACCUAUCGCCUUGACAACGGGGAAUGGCAUGAGGUCAUCUUAGAUCGGCAUGACAACGAGAUGACACUGCGACUGGACGGUGGUGGAGGGCAGCGGGAGGUCACGGGAUCGCGGGGCCGUAGCCGAGAAAUCAUAAUUGACCCCAGUGUGGUGAUUCUGGGAAAUACCUUCCCAUCUGCAAUCAACAAAAGUUUCCAGGGCUGCAUGCGGGACUUACGCCUCAAUGGUCGCUAUAUGCCACUAGACAGCCAGCCGCGAGAUGGGGUGUCCCAGGUCAGCAUACAAGGCCUCUCCCUUGGGUGCUCGUCUGACUCCUGCAAAAGGAACCAAUGUAGCCCCCCAUUCACCUGUGUUGACUUGUGGAGAGUGCAUGAAUGCAGAUGUCCUCCUGGCCACAUGAUCCGUGUGAACGGCUCCAGAAAGUCCUGUGUCUACACUCUCUGCGCCACACGGCCCUGUCACCGGGGAACCUGCGUGGCACAGUCACCCUCCAAAUUCACCUGCCACUGCCCGGAGGGCUACAGAGGGCGCCACUGCGAGACGCCACUGGCCAUCUACAGGGAGGAUGUGGGCCUGAGCUUCAGCUCCCUCUUCGCAAUCUGUAUCUGCUUCAUGGCCUUACUGGUGCUGCUGCUGGGCAUUUUCCUCUACACUCGCUGGAGGAGCUACAAAGGGCUGAAGGAGGGCGUGUACCAUGUCUCGGCCCACCACGACGGGUGGGAGGACAUCCGAGAGAACGUCCUCAACUACGACGAGGAGGGAGGCGGGGAGGAGGAUCAGAAUGCCUAUGACAUGGCGGAGCUGCAGAAGUCCCUCCAGCCGAGCCCGGCCCAGUCGGUCCAGUACUGCCGCUCCAGAGCCCUGCACCACCCUCCUCCUCCCCACCACCACCAUCACUUGCUUCACCAGGCGCCCCCCGCCCCGCCCUCCACCCAGCCGCUGGACUCUCUCAGUCGGACAGCCAGCUCCACCACCCUGCCCCCUUCAGUGGCUUCCACCUCCUCGACCGCCACCACUACCACCAGCCUCCGCAGGGACGUCCCCCCAACCAGACUCCCGGCCCAGGGCCAGGCGCGGCCCUCCCAGCUGGCACGCCGCUCCCUGUCUUUCUCCAGCCAGGACCUGGCCCGCUACCUGUGCGAGAUCAUCCGCGAUGCCGACCAGCAUCCAGACACGGGGCCUUUCGACUCCCUGCAGGUCUUCUCCACCGAGGGAGGGGGCUCGCCCGCCGGGUCCCUCAGCUCCUUCAGCUCGGCGGGGCUGGACGGGGGGAGCGGCGGAGACGGGGGAGGGGGAGGGGAGGCGAGAAGGGAGGAGACGCUCGGGGAGUGGGGGCCUCGCUUCGAGAAGCUGCGGGCCCUGUACGAGCGAGCCGAGGCCAGUGACCUCUGA